Messenger RNA from Aspergillus fischeri NRRL 181, 849 nucleotides. RefSeq lists its product as uncharacterized. The coding region runs from base 1 to 849 and encodes 282 amino acids. The record is from RefSeq and is a predicted model, not a curated record. The transcript is spliced from 2 exons. Lineage: Eukaryota; Fungi; Ascomycota; Eurotiomycetes; Eurotiales; Aspergillaceae.
AUGUCCAGUACAGGAUCUAGAAGUGAUGGCAAGAUCUGGGCAAGCGACGACCUGGAGGGUCUCCCUCCAACAGUGAAUAUUUACCCAUGGGAAGGCCCCGAUCAUUUCCAGAACAUCGUCGACUCAGAGCUCCAUCAAUUCAAAGAUCCCCAACGCUCAUCUCCCUGCGACUGGAUAGUCUUCUCUAACGUCUCUGAAACCAUUUUCGAGCGCGACUUCCAAGAAGAAACCGACCUGAGCAAGCAGUGGAAAUCAUAUAAUCGCUCCCGUCAACUCCUCUUCGUUGAAAUCGCCAGGGGCACCCCCGAGCAUACAGAGGCUACGCAGACUUUCAAUUAUAUCCUGAAGGAAGCGGUCGAUCGGAUGGGACUGUCGACUGUUUUGAGAAAUUUCUCAGACACCAUGAUUCAAGGAGAUGAUUGUGCCAAAGUACCGGAUAAUGGCUGGGGUCCGAGGCGUCCUCCGGCCGGCCGUUCUCGAAAAUGGCCGACUGUGGUGUUAGAGGUUGGAGUCUCCCAAGGGAAAUCGAAGCUGGAGGAGGACGCGCGUUUCUGGCUUGAGGAGUCGGAAGGCGAUGUCAAAAUCUCCCUAGCGAUAUCAGUGGAUCCACGAAUUCCGGAAAUUGUGCUGGAAAAGUGGAAGAUCAUCUGGCGACAGAAUGAAGACAUCUUGUUCGAUAAUGAGCCCCUCGUUAUUGAAUUUGAGGAUCUCUUCUUGCGAGAAGCGGACAACCCCCGGGAAAUCAACAUUGAGUUCGACCAGGGUAGUCUGCAGCGUCUUGCCGAGAACAUCUGGCUGGAGCAGGGGCUACUGGGGAUCUGGGCUUCUUCAGGUCCUGGGAAAGCCUAA